UGCCCGCUGCAACAACUUUCUGUCCACGACCGACGUUGCACCACCCCCCCCUCCUCCGAUUGAGUUGGGCACCCGCCUUGGGACCUUGCGGAUCGACGUGGAUUACGCGAAAGCCAAUGCGGAAAUUUUGUUCUGUCGACUUCGUCACCAACCCCGACACGAACCCUGCUGCCUACGGUGUACUCCCCCUACCGAUCCCUUUGACCACUGCCGGACCCAGAGGUACAUCCAUCCGAUCUCCCGGGGGUCGCAACUAGCCCGCUGGGUCAAAUUUCAACAUGGCCACCUGGGCUUACCCACCUCUACCCCAAGAGCGCCUGGAACAGGAAGUCGAGUCCGCGUUGGCGAACGAGCUAGAAUGGCUUUUGCGUUCCCUGCAAGACUCCCUUGCCUCCUUGAAAGAGGGCCUUCAUGAGUGUGAGGCCCUGUUGGCUCCCAAGGAGCCGGGAUCAACACUAGUCCUCUCGUCUCUGCGAUCGGAAAAUGUAAAAGGUUACGUGACUCGGGUUGGGACGAAGAUCGUGAAAGGCGAUAUUCAGCUCCGCCUUAGCUCCCUUGCCUCGCGGGGUUCAGCCACCACCCGCUUGUGUCUUUCUAAUGCCCCUGCAACACCCGAGCUCGUUCUAAGCCAAUUGGUAUCGGUAAGGAACCUUGUCAAUCAAAGUCUCGAUAUUGUCGACGUAAGCGCUUGGACUGGAGAUCCACUCAAUGCUAGCUUCAUCUUCGGACAACUGCACCUUCUGCGCGAGACAAUCAGCGAAGCACGGCAGAUGUUGAAGGGUGAAAAUGACAAGGUCCGAGGCAAGUGGUGGGAGACAAGUGCACAAGAGGAUAUGUUCGACCCUCCACUACCAUCGUACUUGUCGUUCCAUCUCUCCAUUGCCGACUCGGCACUGGUUCUACAUCUCAGGACGCUAGAAUCCAACACACCCACACAUACGCCAACCGCGUUCGCAGCCGACAUCUCUCUUACUGGGUUCAACCUGCGAGAUCGGCUCUUUGGAACUCGCCAUCGCCCUCACGAUGAGGCCGGCGACGUAUUCACCUGGAAAGGGGAUGAAGUUAAGCACGGGCGAAGGUAUUCCUCCACAUCGCCUACGGAGACCGAUCCCAGCACGAAGCGGAAGGAUACUAUCUACACCUUGAUCGAUGAAAUCAAUCAGAAUGACUUGGAGAUGGCUGAACUCAUGCACGACCUAGAUCUGCUGGAUGAUCAUGAGAGAGCCCUCAACCUUGAGGGAAUAGAUUUCGAUCAUGCCGUGAGUCAGACGAUCGGCCACCGGGACGAAGCGACCUUGGAAGCACGGGUGCGACAAGCGAGACAAGAGUUUGGAGAAUACCUUCCAGAGGGGCAUUUGAACGAUACGGAAACUCAGCUUUAUACCCGGUUGUAUGGCGAACCGGUCACUCUCGCGCAGGAUUCCAGACUUGACAUGGUGGAGGAAGGGGAGGAGGAAAUAGACCCGGAUAAACUUUACCGUUUCGACGCCGAGGGAGGCUGGGAAGAAGUCGAGUUGGAUGAGGUGGAAGAGUUGGAAGAGUCGGAAACACACGACGAGCCUCCGUUGGUCUAUGAUAUGGAAGCCGAACCGCCAAUUGAUGAAACGAUCGCGAUGCAACGGACGCGAGAAGUCGCUGAACAGCUUGGAGGAGAGAUCAUGCUAGAGCAGUUCGAAGAUGAGGCAGCGUCUGAUUCGACUCCCAGAUUCCAUCCUCUGACCUCAAUGGGGAAGUUCUCCACGGAUCCCAGCACGAUAUUUCCACCGAAGGACACUCUGACGGGUCCCGUCUCUGUGAUUCUGUCGGAUUUCUCCAACAAGCAUAUCGCAGAAACUGCUCAUCGCGCAUUUGGCGGCAGGUCUCUCCCUCACUCUGCUACAACCCCACCUCCUCGCAUGCAAGUCCCUCAACAACCGAUCGCUCUGGAAGCGUCCCAGCGUUUCAUGACCGAGAUGGAAGCUAAUGUCUACCUUGCCGCUCUUUACCCCGCUAUGUAUGCAUCUGCCUUGAGUGUGCUCGUGGAAGUUCGGAAGCGUUUGGGUACGGAGUGGAUUCGGAAUUUGAUGGCACAAGAAGAUGGUCCCCAUGUUCUCGAUGUCAGCGCUGGAGGUGCAGGCGUCCUGGCGUGGCGAGACAUUCUUCGUGCUGAGUGGGAAGCUAUGGUACCAGAUCGUAGCCCAGAGGAGCCUUGUCCUGUGGGUCGGUCGACGGUCGUUAUUGGAUCCGAUGCCCUUCGUCCCCGUGCAAGCGUCAUGCUUGAAGACACAACCUUCCUCCCACGGCUGCCUGACUACGUACAUAUCCGAGAGAAGCCCACCUUGGACGAUGAGAGAGCUCCGCCAAAACGGAAACAGUACGACGUUAUCAUUGCUCCACACUCCCUGCUCGGAAUUGAGGAGGAGUACCUUCGAAAGGAACAUGUGCAGAACUUGUGGAACCUUCUAAAUCCUAACGGAGGUGUUCUGAUCCUUCUCGAAAAGGGCCACCAAAAGGGCUUCGAGGCGAUCGCCGGAGCCCGCGAAAUGCUACUGAAGCGAUUCGUCUCGAGCCCUGGGUCCACCAACUACGAGAACUUCCUCGAGUCGCCUGAGGAAGAUGCAUUUAUCGAAAAAGAACCCGGCAUGAUCGUUGCUCCUUGCACCAACCACAACAAGUGCCCUAUGUACCACACGCCGGGCCAUAGUAAGGGCCGUAAGGAUUAUUGUCAUUUCCAGCAACGCUACAUCAGGCCUCCGUUCUUGCAGCGCAUCAUUGGCGCCAAGGACCGAAACCAUGAGGAUUUGAAAUUCAGUUACAUCGCUGUCCAGCGCGGUGUGGAUCGGCGGGUCGAAGACGGAAUCGUCCAGGGCCCUGAAGCGGCCGAUGCAGCCUUUGCCGGGUACGAAGAUGCGGUCGAAAUGCCGAAGGAAGGAGUCGAGACAUCCGAAGCCGUUGCGUCCGAAACCCAGUCUUCUGCCGAACAAGCGGCCGACGUCAAUGCCCUCUCGCUCCCUCGUCUCGUCUUCCAACCCAUGAAACGCCGUGGUCACGUCACCUUCGACGUGUGCACACCGGCCGGCAAGAUCGAGCGGUGGACCGUCCCUCGCUCAUUCAGUCGGCAAGCUUACAAGGACGCGCGCAAGGCCCAAUGGGGAGACCUGUGGGCCCUGGGUGCGAAGACUCGCAUUUUCAGGAAGCUGAGACUCGGCGACAAGCAUGGCGAGAGCAAAAAGGAACGACUGGCCAAACGAGCCGCCGAGAAAGCGGAACGGGACGAAGGCGAAUUAGACGAGGAGGAUACUGAAGUUGGUGGAACGCCCAUGAUUGAGACCCCAAUUAAGAAGAAGGGGCAAAAGAUUCCCGCUUGGUUGAAAGAUCAGCACAAGACGAAACGCAGACAAGCGUUGAAGCAGAUCAAGCCAACCUCCUAAGCCUAUAGAUAUGGGUUGAUUCGGUUCAUUUGGGUACAUGGCGUCAAAGAUUGGCGCAUAAAGGGUUGAAUCGUGCUUCCUGGCUAGGAGCAUCUAUGUGAUUGAGAGGUCAUUGUAUUAUACUUGUACGAUAUAUGAGCUGGUGUAUAGAUCAUGUCAUUGCUUGU
Molecule: messenger RNA, 3577 nt
Organism: Aspergillus ibericus CBS 121593
Lineage: Eukaryota; Fungi; Ascomycota; Eurotiomycetes; Eurotiales; Aspergillaceae
Product: tRNA methyltransferase RSM22
Exons: 5
Coding region: 279-3410 (1043 amino acids)
Biological process (GO): translation
Cellular component (GO): mitochondrial small ribosomal subunit
Molecular function (GO): structural constituent of ribosome; methyltransferase activity
Source: RefSeq, a predicted model, not a curated record